UUCUUCUCUCUCCUCACCCUUCCGGAGCUUCUCCUCUGCCGCUGGUGGUCGUGGUUUGCUCACGGCGGCUGCUCGACCUGUCCUUCUCCUUCGCUCUCUCUCUCGGCGAUCUCCGGCCGGCAAUGCAGCUCGUUCCGCACCCGAAGCCCAUCGUAUUGUUAGCCAUGCUGCAUUGAAGGAAGGGAAAGAUUUUCACUAGGGAGCCGCCUUUGGGAGCUCUGAAAGGGAAAUGAUGGGAAGCUCUGCGAGGGAGGAAGAAAGAAAGCUGGAAGAACGACGCUCAGAAAUUCGACUGCUGAAAUCCGGUGAUAUAUUUUAGCGAUUCGGAAGGGAGCUGGAAAGCUACCUCUGGAAGGACUCGACGAGGCUGCCGUGAAGGUUUAGGACAAGGAGAGGUUUCCCGAUCAAGAAUCGGUGGAUUUCGGCAUAGUGAAUUUCGGUGGAGGUAGCAGUAGAAGAAUGUCCUAUAGGACUGCCCAGAUUCGCCUUGUGAGCUCACAUCCAGAAGUUUAUGAACCAUGUGAUGACUCAUUUGCCCUAGUCGAUGCCCUGCUCGCUGAUUUGACGAAUCUCUUGGAGCAUAAGCCGUCUCUGUGCAUUGAAGUAGGAUGUGGCAGCGGUUAUGUGAUCACUUCCCUGGCUCUAAUGCUCAAGGAGAAAGUCCCCGAUACUUACUAUGUUGCUACUGACAUGAAUCCUGAUGCAGUGAGGGUUACUCGAGAGACACUAGAAGCUCAUGGUGUUGAUGCAGAGUUGAUAAUCACGGAUAUUGUUUCAGGGCUUGAGAAACGUCUAGAAGGAUUGGUUGAUGUGAUGGUUGUGAACCCACCUUAUGUCCCGACACCCGAAGAUGAAGUGGGCAAGUCAGGGAUUGCCUCGGCAUGGGCAGGAGGAGAAGAUGGCCGGGCAGUUAUUGAUCGAAUACUGCCCAUAGCUGACACCAUGUUGUCUGAGAGGGGCUGGCUUUACCUGGUAACCCUGACAGCAAACAAUCCCUCUCAGAUAUGCCGUCAAAUGAGGGAGAGAGGCUAUGCUUCCAGGAUAGUAGUCCAGAGAUCAACAGAUGAAGAAAGUCUCCAUAUCAUUAAGUUCUGGCGGGAUCCCGAGAUUCGACCUUCUCUGAAGGAGACAACAGCACCAAAUAGCGAGUCUCUUCUCUCGCAGUUCUCCCGGUUUUCGUUCUGGAAAGGUGGCAACUCUGGUGGGAGUUUGUGAACCCAAAUGUUGAACAGGAGUUCUAUUGGUAUGACGAUUGUUUCUUUUACAUAUGGUCCUCGUACAAAUUGUCGGAUUUGAGUUUGACCAAUAAAUCUGAUGAAAGUCCACUCAGUUUUGACUCCUA
This is a messenger RNA of Punica granatum (pomegranate), 1342 nucleotides long. The record is from RefSeq and is a predicted model, not a curated record. NCBI's taxonomy places the organism in Eukaryota, Viridiplantae, Streptophyta, Magnoliopsida, Myrtales, Lythraceae.